AUGGCACAAGGUAACCUCAAACUCAAGUCUAAGGCCAAAGCCAGAGUUACAAAGAAACAGCAAAACCCACGCUCUUCAGCACCAAAGAUCAUCAAGCCAAAGAAGUCUUCCGCAAAACAGGCUUUUAAGCUCCAGAAGUCUCUUAGUGGUCUGGCUGGUACAGAAAAGUUGAUUGCCAGCAGAGUGGAAGAGAGAUCGAGAAGGAAGAAAAGAAGAACAAGGAGAAGAAAUAAGAUGUCUAAGGCUAAAGUUUUGGGUGAGAUCCCACAGGCUGAUAUCAAAGUGCAAGAUAGAGCGUUACCAGAAAAAAUGGAUCCAGUUGCCAGCGGGAUUGUUAGCGUGACACACGAAUCUCUAGAGAAGCAAGUUAAUACUGGUCUGCAAGAGUUUACUAAACAGCUUCCGGCUCUAGACCCCGAUGCAGUGGCUGAGGAAGCCAAGAAACAAAGGGGUAUCAAACGGAAACGCAAGUAA
This is a messenger RNA of Candidozyma haemuli, 474 nucleotides long. RefSeq lists its product as uncharacterized. Bases 1 to 474 code for a protein of 157 amino acids. The transcript has 2 exons. Lineage: Eukaryota; Fungi; Ascomycota; Pichiomycetes; Serinales; Metschnikowiaceae. The record is from RefSeq and is a predicted model, not a curated record.